UUGCUGUGUUUCAACUCAGCUUUCAGGGUUUCAGACUGUUAGAAAGCUUUUUUAAGCUUUUUUAAGAUCUUGUUCAUCUUCCUCCUUAAUCUUCUUAGCUCUAUCAACAUCAGUAUCUUCAUGGAGCACCAUCAACCUCAAGAGUUGGAGUUACAGAACACAGGUGUUGAUGACAGAGUUUCAAAGACACAUAAAGACAUUCCUAAGCUUCCAAGAUUCAUCGAUUACAGGUGGUGGUUCCGCGUAACCCUUUACAUCCUUUUUCUUCUGGCUGGCCAAUCUGCGGCUAUUCUCUUGGGAAGAUUGUACUAUGACAAAGGAGGAAACAGCAAAUGGAUGUCAACCUUUGUUCAAUCAGCAGGCUUCCCAAUUCUACUUCCCCUCAUAUUUUUCUUUUCCCCAUCGACCUGCAGUGCCACCAGAACCAGAUCUCCCAUUUCUAGCCUGAAAAAGACCUCCACUCUUACCAUCCUUUAUGCUGCCUUCGGCCUUCUGUUAACAGGUGACAAUCUGAUGUACUCUUAUGGGCUCUUGUACUUGCCUGUCUCUACAUAUUCACUUCUAUGUGCUACCCAAUUAGGCUCCAAUGCCAUUUUCUCCUUCUUCCUCAAUUCCCAAAAGUUCACCCCUUUAAUACUCAACUCCCUUGUCCUCCUCACCACCUCUGCCUCCCUUUUAGCCGUCAAUGCAGGCUCUGAUGACAGUAAAAGCACCGUCCCCAAAACAAAGUAUGCAAUCGGGUUCCUCCUCACUGUUGCUGCAUCUGCUACCUUUUCUCUGUACCUUUCCUUAGUGCAACUCUGCUUUCAGAAGGUCAUAAAAGCAGAGACCUUCUCUGCUAUUCUGGAUAUGCAGAUAUAUCCCUCGUUCGUUGCAACCUGUGGUUGUGUUGUGGGGUUAUUUGGCAGUGGAGAAUGGAGUAGUUUGUCAAAGGAGAUGAACGAAUACAGGCUAGGGAAGGCAUCGUAUCUAAUGACUUUGAUUUGGAUAGCUUUGUCAUGGCAGAUUUCAUCUGUGGGGAUGUUGGGGCUGAUUUUUGAGGUGUCAUCUCUAUUCUCCAAUGUGAUCAGCACCUUGGCUCUGCCUGUCGUCCCUAUUCUUGCUGUGAUAUUUUUCCAUGAUAAAAUGAAUGGAGUCAAGGCCAUAGCUUUGCUGCUAGCUAUCUGGGGCUUCCUUUCCUACAUCUAUCAGCAUUAUUUGGAUGACUUGAAAUCAAGGACGAAAACAACCACCUCCGCUGAGGUUUCUGCGGAUCUAACAGAGGAGAGCUGAUGGUUUGUUUUUUUUGUUUAGAUGUUGGGUGAUAUUCUGUGACAGACAGUUUACACAUCCCAGCCUAAUAAUAAGUUUACCUUUUCAGUCAAAUCGGCGAAGAAUGACCUCUUCCUAACGUCUCUCAAAAGUUCAAUACUUUGCAAAGAAUGCCAGUGGUUUGGUUAAUUCUUAGGUAGUCCAGCAUCUUUGUCCCUUUGUUACCAUCAGUGAAUUAUUUUGCAGGAAAUAUAUUCAAUCUUUACCA
Messenger RNA from Rubroshorea leprosula, 1519 nucleotides. NCBI's taxonomy places the organism in Eukaryota, Viridiplantae, Streptophyta, Magnoliopsida, Malvales, Dipterocarpaceae. The record is from the annotation of a GenBank genome assembly.